GAAGCAGAGAACCGCAAACAGAAAACGCCUAUUAGUAAAAACUAAAUUAUAUAUUUGCAAUGUUGUCACAAUAUAUGGAGGAAUUUGAACAGGAGCCCUUUGAAGUGGGCGAGUUUAUUGAGCGUCUGACCUGGCGCACCAACAAUGAGUUGCAAAAUAGCGAAGAUUUCAAUCCAGUGGCGCUGCAUGACACAUUCAUACAAACAAUCAAGGAUCUGAAGAUACUGCAGGAGAAACAACAGAGCAAGUGCGAGCGUCUAGAGGAAUCGCUGCGACAGGAGAAGGAGUCCCAUGCUAAGAAAAUUGAUAAGCUGCAAGAGCGCCACCAGGUGGCCAUCGACUGCUUUAGCCAGUUGGAUGAGAAAAUCAAUUCGGUAGCGGGAAAAAUAAUGCAUCUUGGCGAGCAACUAGAAAAUGUCAACACGCCACGUAGUCGCUCCGUAGAGGCGCAGAAAUUACUUAGCUACAUGGCAGAGUUUCUAAUGGCCGGACCCGUUAUUGUUAAUGACAUAUUUUCAGACGCACAGCGUCUUCAUGAAGCUGCUGAUGUUAUACAAAAAUUGUAUGCUAUUUCGCAAGACUUGCCACCGGGAAAAUUUGCCGAGUCCAAGCGCAAAAUUGAAAAGAAAUACGAUGAGGUGGAGCGUCGUCUUAUAGAAGAGUUCGCUACUGCACAAAAGAGCGAGGAUAUUGAGCGCAUGAAGACUUUGGCACAAAUACUAUCACAAUUCAAGGGUUAUGCACAGUGUGUAGAUGCUUAUAUAGAGCAGAGUCAAAUGCAGCCGUACAGCGGCAAGGAUAUUUUUAAUGGCAUUGUACCCAUGUGCAAGCAUCAUUAUGAAAUUAUAAAAAAGGUGUUUGCGAAUCCACAGCAGGUAAUGUCCAAGUUUAUACUGAACAUCUAUCAGCUUAAGCUGCAUCAGUAUGCUAUGACUAAGCUGGAUGACAAAAAAGAUGAGGAAAAGUAUCUGCGGACGCUCUAUGAGCUUUAUUCUCGCACCUUGAAGCUGUCUAGCGAUCUUCAAGUUUACAUGUCCACCAUUGAUGAUGAUCUGCUGCAGAAGCUCACACAACAGAUUUUUAUGAAAAAUCUAAGCGGCUAUUCUGACAUGGAGAUAAGAUGUCUUACUGCCAAGUGCUCAACGGAGCUGGAGAAAUUUUAUUCUAGCAAAAAGCAUCAGAAGACACAAACUACUAAAGGAUUUCGACGUAAUAUGGAAGUGCUCAUUGCUACCAGAGCCAAUAUUAAUAUAGCCGCAAUAGAGGAUUAUGGCGGAGAGACCUUUCUGUCCGAAGAGCUGGCCAUCAAUAUGUUGCAAGAGGCAAAAGCUUCGCUCAAGCGCUGCAGAUUGCUGUCCACAGAGGCUGAGCUGCCAGGCAAUGCCAUUAAACUAAAUGAUAUUUUGCUGCGUUUUCUAAUGCAUGAGCAUGUUGACUAUGCUUUGGAGCUGGGACUGCAGGCAGUGCCGAUAGCCGAAGGCAAAGUCUUUCCGCAACUAUAUUUCUUUGACGUAGUGCAAAAAACAAACAUUAUUGUACAUUUGUUGGACAAGUUGUGCAAUACUUCGGUCAUACCAUGUGUUAGUAAUACACCCAAAUACUCGGAUUAUGUGUUUAAGAAGCGCAUCUUAAUGGAACAAAUUGAAACCAAACUUGAUCAGGGUCUGGAUCGUUCAAUAAGCGCUGUAAUUAGCUGGGUUAAGGUCUAUCUACAAUAUGAGCAGAAGAAAACCGACUACAAGCCCGAAACGGAUGUGGAUACCAUUGCGUCAGCUGCUUGUUUACAAGUGGUGCAAAAUCUACAGCCCGUCAUAGUGCAGAUUAAGAAGUGCGUGGAUGGCGAGAAUUUGCAAAAUGUGCUGACUGAGUUUGGAACACGACUCCAUCGUGUUAUUUACGAUCAUUUGCAAACGAUGCAAUUUAAUACAGCGGGCGCCAUGUGCGCCAUAUGCGAUGUGAACGAGUAUCGCAAAUGCAUAAGAGAAUUGGAAUGUCCGCUGGUGACUCAGCUUUUUGAUAUACUCCAUGCUCUAUGCAAUUUACUGCUGGUGAAACCACAAAAUUUGCAAGAAGUAUGCACAGGUGACACGCUGAACUAUCUGGACAAGUCGGUGGUGCGACAAUUUAUACAGCUGCGCACAGAUUUUCGUAUUAUCAAAAGCACCAACUAUCUAAAAGGGAUCAUCGAGUAGUAUUGCUGAGUCACAU
Molecule: messenger RNA, 2208 nt
Organism: Drosophila busckii
Lineage: Eukaryota; Metazoa; Arthropoda; Insecta; Diptera; Drosophilidae
Gene: Sec10
Product: exocyst complex component 5
Exons: 6
Coding region: 60-2192 (710 amino acids)
Biological process (GO): exocytosis; Golgi to plasma membrane transport
Cellular component (GO): exocyst; cytoplasm
Source: RefSeq, a predicted model, not a curated record